UCUCCUCCACUUGGCUGCUCCUGCUUGCACCUGUUCUGUAGUAAGUGACAGUUUCUCGUCUUGCGGUUUCUGACAGUUGUCUUUGAAGGACGCACAAGGCGAGGAGGAUGCCGCGAGGAUUUCUGGUGAAAAGGAGUAAACGGGGCUCUCCAGCAUCUUACAGAGCGCGACAAGAGGCCAGCGAGGAACCCAAAGCGCAUCUCCCGGUGCCGACCCCAGAUGGAGAGACAACCGUCUUGGUUACGCACUCAAGUGAGCCGCAAACUGAUCUCCAAGAAACAUGGACAAGCGUUCCGACAGAAACCGAGGAAGCCCAACUGCCCGAAAGUCCAAGAAAUGUAGGACUUCUGAUGCACAUCACAGACCUGUCACCGCAAAACAGAAGUGAUGCGGAGCCCAGCGGGUCGCCCGGUCGGGCUGAUGCUGCUUACAGUCCGGUUAAACCCGUCAGCACGGAGCUCAAGGAGUCGUUUUUUGACAGAUGCCUGAGCUCACCGGCCACAGCGGAGUCGUUCCCUUUGAGUACACCUGUGUCAUCCAUCGAACGGCUGCUCAUGACCCACGGGGAGAUGAAAUUCGACUCACCAGUUCAGCUGUACUCCUCAUUCCAUCAGAGUCUAAAACGCACCAGUGCUGACACCGAGCGCAAAAGCAAGCCACCGGCAAAGAAGCCCAAAGUUAUGAGGAAGCUCAACUUCGAGGACGAGGUGACAACCUCGCCGGUGCUAGGACUAAAAAUUAAGAAAGAGGGUCCAGAAUGUAAACCCACAUCAUCCUCCGCUGGAAGAAAGAAACCGUUAGGCGAGUUCAUCUGUCAACUCUGCAAAGAGGAGUAUCCAGACCCGUUCUCACUCGCACAGCACAAAUGUUCAAGGAUCGUGCGCAUCGAGUACCGCUGCCCAGAGUGCGACAAAGUUUUCAGCUGUCCCGCCAACUUGGCCUCGCAUCGUAGGUGGCACAAGCCUCGCAUCGUGAACAGUGGCGAGUCUCAAGGCGGCAAAAAGUCAUCUAUGGAGGGUCGGGUACUGGAAAAACUCUCUGCGGAAGGAAAAGAAAACGCCAGCAAGCAGCGGGUGAACAAUCAGCACCACAUCUCGUUGGAUAGCUCUCAGUGCCACCGACCAACUGACAGCGCGCACGGGCAAGAUAUGCGCAUAGCAGUGCCGGAGAGUCCACCAUCGCUGCAACCGCAAUACAUGUCACCUGAGAAAUGCUUCGACCUGCACAUAAGAACCAGCGAGAGUGACAGCUUGUUGCACUGCGCUGAUCCAGCGAACCCCACGGCUGCUUCGUGCCUGCCGUCCCCCGGUUGCGGAGAGGAGGUGUACGAGUGUUGCUACUGCGGCAAGAAGUUCCGAAGACAAGCAUACCUCAGGAAGCACCUGGCGGCUCACGAGACAAUCAAGCCGUCACCGUACAGCCAAUUCCUGAAUGAACAGAUCACUUUCCCUUGUCACCUGUGCGGGGCUCAUUUCCCCUCUUUGGAGAUCCGGGACAAACACAGACUGUGGCACGCCGUGAGGGAGGACCUGUUCAUGAACCCCGUAAAGAGCGCGAGUGCGCUGGUUAGACCGGACCUCACGCACGGCGAGCAGCAGAUCUUCUCGUGUAAACACUGUCCGUCCACGUUUUUCAGCUCCCCCGGACUGACGAGGCAUAUCAACAAGUCUCACCCUACAGAGAGUAGACAGGUCAUGCUCCUGCAAAUGGCUGUGAGGCCCGGCUGCUAAGCAGAAGCAGAGAAGGAGAGGGUGACAUCCAAAUCUACAAAAGACAAUUCAUGGACACGGAAAAAAUCAAUUUAAGUCAAUCAUGCAACAUUGUAAAUUGAACGUUUUAUAUCACAGUAACAUAAUGACGAGCGUUACGGCUUUGUUUUACUCGACUCUUGUUCAUGACAUUAUGAUUUUGUACCGGUACCAUAAUCAUCCGUCAAGUAAUCAUGUCAAAUGUAGUGUAUACUGGACACUUUACUCUGAAAACAAGUUUCUGUGCAAAUAUCCUUAAGAGGUUUGGAAAAGUAAACCCCAAGAGGUAGGCUAAUAUAAUCAAGAAACUGUUCACAACCCAAUUAAGUUUGUUACACGUAAUAAUUACAAGAAGACUAUUCUCCACUUAAACGUAGUUCCUAUGGAAAUUCAAUUUGUUGUUAGCCUAGUUGUUAUUUCUAAAUAAUCUAUAAAGACGUAUUUUCAUAUGCAUUAUUGUGAAUGUGCAAAGCGGUGAUAGUGACAAAAAUGUACCAUCAUCCAUAUGAUUAUUAGCCAAGAAAUGCCUAUAAAUUAUCUUGGUCUCAAUGUAACAAACGUAUACUUGCUAUAUAUUUAUAUUUUCAUAUGUACAAGAAAUGAUUGCAUUGCCAACUAUUGUGAUAAACUGCAACAUACAGUCAAUAAAACGUGGGACGCACAACAUAUAAAGUGAUCCUCAUCGACAUUGAACUAUUUCACUUCAAGUAAUCACCGUGGGAAUGUUUGAAAAUUAACCUGUAAAUAAAUUACACUGUGUCGUGCAUAAA
This is a messenger RNA of Alosa alosa (allis shad), 2518 nucleotides long. RefSeq names its product insulinoma-associated protein 2. The record is from RefSeq and is a predicted model, not a curated record. The coding region runs from base 108 to 1730 and encodes 540 amino acids. Gene Ontology annotation, cellular component: transcription repressor complex; nucleus. NCBI's taxonomy places the organism in Eukaryota, Metazoa, Chordata, Actinopteri, Clupeiformes, Clupeidae. Gene Ontology annotation, molecular function: DNA-binding transcription repressor activity, RNA polymerase II-specific; RNA polymerase II cis-regulatory region sequence-specific DNA binding. The transcript has a single exon. Gene Ontology annotation, biological process: negative regulation of transcription by RNA polymerase II; regulation of cell cycle process; neuron differentiation.